AUGUAUUGCUUGCUUGCUUUUUCUUUUCUUGUAGAGAAAAAAAGAAAAGAAAAUAUGAAUCCGGCUCGUCGUAUUCUUCUUUGUCUCAUUGUUUUUUUCUUCGUCGUUGUUCUAUCGAAAGCUUCAAGAAUCCACGUCGUCGAGAGACGAGGCUUCUUCUCCUUUAAACGGCCUUCUACUCGUGAUGAUAACAGAGUUUUUAUCCCUUCUCAACCUACUCUACCACCGGUCGUUGGCGCCGGAGACAUCCUACCGGAGAAAAGGAAGGUGAAGACGGGAUCAAAUCCUUUGCACAACAAGCGAUGAGGAACAACAACAACAACAAAACUCAGCUAAUUUAUUAGUUUUUUUUCUAAACUCUCUCUCUCUCUCUCUCCUGUUUUUGUUUAUCUUAACUAAACCACAGAGAUAUAUCACAUAUGUAUAUCUAGUUACACGAAUAUUUAUGUAGGAUUAAUCCAAUUCUUUUUGUUCCAUUCUCUUCUCAA
Capsella rubella is the source of this 488-nucleotide messenger RNA. RefSeq names its product CLAVATA3/ESR (CLE)-related protein 20. The coding region runs from base 1 to 306 and encodes 101 amino acids. Lineage: Eukaryota; Viridiplantae; Streptophyta; Magnoliopsida; Brassicales; Brassicaceae. The transcript has 2 exons. The record is from RefSeq and is a predicted model, not a curated record.